This is a messenger RNA of Cadophora gregata, 4043 nucleotides long. RefSeq lists its product as uncharacterized. The coding region runs from base 33 to 3017 and encodes 994 amino acids. Gene Ontology annotation, cellular component: cytoplasm; plasma membrane. The record is from RefSeq and is a predicted model, not a curated record. Lineage: Eukaryota; Fungi; Ascomycota; Leotiomycetes; Helotiales; Ploettnerulaceae. The transcript has 4 exons. Gene Ontology annotation, biological process: regulation of exocytosis; establishment of cell polarity; regulation of protein secretion. Gene Ontology annotation, molecular function: GTPase activator activity; myosin II binding; syntaxin binding.
ACACCACAAAAGCUGCAGUCCACCUCAUCAAAAUGGCCGGAUUCCUACGUGGAAAGCAGACUGGUAUCCAGAACGAUUUAUCUGCUGGUAUUCUACCAGAAUUAUUCGCACCAGAUGACCAGGCGCGAUAUGGAAUCAACUCGCAGAUUGGGUCCUUAGCAUACGAUCCUGUACAAUCUCUCCUCGCGAUAGGCACGAACGAGUCGACUUUUGGAAGUGGACAAAUCUACGUCUUUGGCCAGAAGCGCGUACAAGUCAGCUUCACAUUACCCCGCCGAGCCUCUGUCAAGACCUUGCAGUUCUGUUCCGAUCGUCUUGUCAGUCUCGAUUCGAAGAACGAAAUAAUAAUAUGGGAUCUGGUACAUCAGAAGAAGCUGGCAGCAUACACGCCGCCUGGGAUAGUGACUACAUUGGUCACAGAUCCCAUGCUGGAUUGGGCGUUGAUUGGGCUACAAAACGGAGAGAUAAUCGCAUAUGACCUGGACAGGGAGAAGCUUGCCCCUCUACGACUGCCGAAUUUCUGGAGAGAAAGAAGUCCAAGAUCUAGGUUACUGUCUAUUGUGUCCAUGCAAUUGCACCCGCGAGAUAUUGGCCAGCUCUUGAUCGGAUACAAUGAGGGCGCUGUCAUAUACUCUUUCAAGCAGAAUAAACCCAUCAAGUACUUUCAGUAUGAAGUACCUGUAGGAGCGCCUGGUGGAAAUGCGGACCCUCUGUCACACAACACCGUACGAAAGCCACAGCUGGUACAUGUUUUCUGGCAUCCGACUGGAACAUUUGUAGGAACGGCAUACAAUGACGAAAGUCUCGUCUUCUGGGAUCCCAAGGACGGUCGAGUCAUCAUGGCUAGGACACUAUCUGACUCCCACGUCGACAAGCCUGGACAACAAUCUACUAGCUUUGGAAAUACACCUGGAACCUUUGCUAUAAAAGAGCCGUUCUCCAAAAUUGCUUGGUGUUGUAAGGCCAAUCCAGACGAUACCGGUAUUCUCAUCGCAGGAGGUAUGCCAAACACAGUGACGGAGAAGGGCCUUUCGUUUCUAGAACUGGGUCCGACACCUGUGUAUUCUACUUCUACAUGGCAAAUCCUUUCUACACACCUGGAAGCAAAGAAAAUACAUCUGCUGCCAACGCCUCCGGGGGCAGAAGUUGUUGACUUUUGUCUCAUACCCCGUACCUCGCCACAUUUUGCCGGCGCCCAAGAUCCUAUUGCUGUUAUUGCGCUUCUUUCCUCAGGAGAGCUCAUCACAUUAUCGUUCCCGAGCGGAUAUCCCAUAUCGCCUACCAAUCAAUUGCAUCCUUCCGUCUCUUUUGUCCAUCCUUUCGUUACUUCCAUGUCAAUGACCCCCGUCGAUCGCACAAGGUGGCUUGGUAUGGUUGAGAACCGUCAACAGGGUCCCUUACUCGUACGUGGUGGUGCAGAAGGUAUCAAAUAUCUGAGGCGAUACGAGGCGCGCAACAUCAUCCAGAUGGCACAUGGAGAUGGCACUGUUCGUAUAUGGGAUGCUGGUCACGAUGAUGAAGUUGAGAAUAGCAGUACGCUACAGGUAGAUAUUGCAAGAGCCCUUGACCGCUUUGACGAUGUCAACAUCACUUCGCUCAGCAUGGGAGCCAGUACAGGGGAGUUAGCCGUUGGUACUUCUGCUGGUGAGGUAGUGAUCUAUCGAUGGGGCGCCAACAAGCUUUUCGGGCGAGAUGCACCAAAUCCCACUCAAAUAAUUCCCGGCAGCAUUACAGACAUCUCUUCUCGAGCAGAGUCAUCGCUGAAGGAAGGUCUACAGCCGUUUGUCCUAUACGACAUGGCAAAAGGCCUCAUAACUGCAAUCAAAAUGUCUGAUGUUGGCUUCGUAGCUAUGGGUUCUGGAGGAGGUUUCUUGUCAAUCAUCGAUCUCCGCGGCCCUGCUGUUAUCUUCAGCGCCGCCAUGACGGACUUUGUCAAGUCAGACAAGCGAAGCAGUUUCAUGAAGAAAGGAAGCAGCCAAACCUCUGCUAAGCCUGACUGGGCAGUAGCCAUUGAAUUUGGGGUUAUGACCUUGGAAGGAGACAAUUACUCUAGUAUUGCUUGCUUUGUGGGAACAAACCUCGGAAAAGUUAUUACUUUCAAGAUCCUUCCGCAACAGGACGGACGGUACACUGCUCAGUUUGCAGGUGUAUCUGCUUUGGCGGACCGAAUCGUCUCAAUAUCGCCAAUUGUAGCAGAUACUGGAAGGCUAACCCCUGCGACCGGAGCCGCUGUUGGAGCUCUUCGAACUGGCCAACAGACUCAUGGCACGCUUGUAGUUGUCACGCAAACAGAAGUCCGCAUCUUCAAGCCAGCAACAGCCAAGGGAGCACACAAGACCUUCGACGACGUUUUCUGCGACGCCGCCAACGUGGUAGUGUUUGAAGAUCGCGGCCACGCCCUGGUAGGUGUUUUCGGCGACGGCACAACGAAGGCUUAUUCCUUGCCUGGCCUAAAAGAAAUCGGCGUAGCACCUCUCACAAUGCUUGACAAAACGAGGACCACCAACUCAAUUGUCACUUCUUCUGGCGAUAUCUUUGGCUGGACGGGGCCAUCAGAAAUAGCCAUGCUUAGCGUCUGGGGUACCGGCCACGGCCUCCCUAAAUCCAAUGAUAAGAUCUUCAACCCUGAAGCCUUGAUCCCACCUCGGCCGACAAUAUCCAAUCUUCAAUGGAUCGCAGGCACGCAAUACGUGAGUCCCACUGAUUUGGAUCUUCUCAUCGGCGGACCAGACCGCCCACCAAGUAAGCGCAUGAUGGCCGCCGCAGCAGCAGAAGAUAGAGCGCGCUCUGGAGGCCAGGGCUCAAGUCGUGCAGCACCUGGCACGGUAUCGACGGAGGGCUGGGGCGACUACAUGACUAGACAGCUGAAUGAGCGGACGGAGAAACUAAACAUCAUGGGUGAUAGCACGGAUAAGAUGUUAGAGAAUAGUCAGGGCUGGGCGGAUGAUGUGAAUAAGUAUGUUUCGAAGCAGAAGCGGAAUAUGGUUCUGGGUGGUAUUACUGGGAAGUGGUUUUAGAGAGCUUGAAGGAUUUUUUCUGGAGCUAUGGGCUAGGGAAUGGCGUUUGAUAUGAGGAACCGGCGUUUGGUGGGAAGAGAUACUGCCAUACUGGUAGUGCUCAUUCACGAAGGAGUUCCCCGUGCCUUAAUUAACAAAAUGAAGCCUGAAGGCGCUGAUUUCCGCUAGCCUGUCAUCGCUGUUUAAAUGACCUCUAAACCAACAAGUCGUACUGGGCAUGCUCUCAGUACACUGUAGUGUUCGAAUGCGGCUAGUCCAUUCGCACCACUGUGAAUCAGCCACGCUGCACGGGUGCGUAGGCAAGGUACCCACCAGGGCAGCUGGAUCAGCAGACUCAGGGGCUCGCGAAAAAUAGGCGAGGGUGGGGAAGAAGAGGGGAAGAACAAUCGGGUCACACAGGGACGGGAGCUAGAGAAGAGAGGCUUGCGAUCUAAAGUCCGUUGGUAUUCGGGCGAGAGAUUUUAUGGGCUUGAAGAGGGCGUGGUAUAUAAAGAAUGAUUUUCCUGUGCUGGAUUGGGGAUAUUACUUUGUGUUUGGGGUGUUAAUUUAAUUCAACACAGAUUCAAUUCUCGUUGACUUUUCCUGGGCUUGGAGUAAGAGACUUGAAGAAGGUUUUAUCUCGCUUUGACAUAUCUCGGUCUCGAUUAGGAUUCAACGUCAAAAUAAAUCUGUUACUACCUUACCUUUCGAGAUCACGAGGUAUUUACGAGACGAUGGCAACCUCUCGAAGGCCGACAUUUGUGUUUGUUCCAGGAGCAUGGCACAAACCAAGCUGCUGGUCAAAAGUAACCGCCCUGCUUAACACCCACGGCUACAAAUCCCUAACACCAACCCUCCCAUCCACACUCGGCGACGCAUCCGCCAUGUUCAAAGAUGAUCUACUUGCCGUCCGUGAGGCUAUCACGUCGGAGACCACGCAGGGAAGAGAUGUCGUGGUUGUCGUCUGGUCGUAUGGAAGUCUCCCCGGCGCGAGCGCCAUUAGAGGAUUGACCAAGAAACCAUCACAUCUAGAUGUCAGCAAAGGAG